GAUAUCUUCACACUCUUAUGAGAAGCUCUUGAAUUUGAACUCUUUAUCUUAAACAGGUGAAUACCUGUGAAAACAGUGCACGGAGAUACAUAUAACAGAUUUCAAAUAAAAGAAAUAAGAAAUUUAGCAGGAAAAGGAAAAAUCUCAGGUAGCAGGUUGUUUUGAGUCGCGGACAAAGAGGUAUGUGUGCACAUUUUUCACCAAACAUUUUAGAGAUGAAAGUUAGGAAUUCUUCAUAGCAUGUACGCCAUUUAAACGAUACAUAUCGUGUUACAUUGCUUUGACGACUAAGUGAUUCUUCUAGUGUUUACAUCUCGCUUGAUACUGAUAUUACUUCGAUGAAAACGAUGCAGUUUUCGUUUCUUUUACUUUUGAUGUAGUAAGAUUGACACAGUGAAAUUUCCAUUCGUUUCAAAGGCUUUGUUCUGAGUGUGACACUUGAACAAGUCAAGAGGUGAACAUUGAAAUUUGAUCUUCGACAAUUGAGGGUAUGAAAGCUUGGAGUCUCAACGUCUGUGUGCUUCCCUUCCUCUUAGGUAUGUAAUUCAAUACUAGCUACUCUAAACAAUAAAUCGAAAGUUUGAUGAAGCAAUAGUUAUGAUAUACGACUGUGGCUCUAAUUUUGGGUCUCGACGAAGUCUUUUUACAAUGUAAAGCAGUUUAAAAGUCUCAUUUGUUUUUAACUAGUACGCUUAUCGACCUUCAUAGCCUUCCAAAACACUUCAUAAGUCAACUUUUGUUGCCGUUAAACGUCUUUUGAUUACUCUGGUUUUACCUAUUUCCUUAAGAUCUCGCCAGUUCUUGUUAAAAGUAAAGUACUUUCUAAACAUUCAUAACUGAGGUUGUAUGCACUAUUUACACUCUGACCAUGCCAUCGUCCAUAUGUUUUUGUUGUGCUUGUGUUAAAUUGUGACUUAGCCGGUUGCACAUAUGCUAAACCAUAUCUGCAACUUUUUGUGAGUUCUUACAAUGUCUAUCUUAAAACUUAAUGGAAAUUCUUAUAAUCGUUGUUGUUUCUUUGGUCAAAUUUCAAGAUAGAUUCAUUGUUUUUAUUAAAAUAAUCCCUUAUGAACUCACCCAGUUUUUUUUUUUUGCACGUUUUUCCAUUUUUAGUUCAGGUUUACGCUUACGACGCCUCAAAAAACGAGAAAAGAGAGAAUCUUGGUUUUCGACCCGUGCACUUCGCUGCAGUUGGUCUGCCUCUAGGGGACACUCCAACCGGCAAUGGAGCAGCGCCAAAAACAGGAGCUUUUAAAAUCGAAGAUGGAAACGUUGUCGGUAUGUACGCAGUGAAAUAGCAAAAUGUCUCAGCGCUCGUCGAAAAAAAAUUAAUAUGAUAAAAUUAAACGUGCUUCAGUUUCUAUCGAGAGUCUUGGCUAUUGUCUUUGACAGAUGAGUUAUGCGCACCAAGUCAUGUAAACCACAAUGAAAAAAAUAUUCCUCCAUUUCGUAGGCGCUGGUACGUAUGAGUUUGAACCGGAUGGUGUCGAUGUCGAUCUCAGUCUGAAAAUAUCGAACAAAGCGCCUGGAGCAUCUGGAGGACCUGGGGCAGGCGGUGGACCAGGUGCAGGCGGCGGAGGACCUACUACAAGUCCUGGAGCAGGCGGUGGACCAGGUGCAGGUGGCGGAGGACCCACCACAAGUCCUGGCGCCGGUGGAGGACCAGGAAGCCCGAAGCCAGUGCUUUGUCCUGUACCUUGCUCACAAACUAAACCAACUAAAUCAAGUAAACCAACUCAGGUACCUCCUACCAGUGGAAGUACAGUCCCUGGUGGCGUUACACCGGGUAGCAGCACACCGGGUGGCACCACGCUCGGUGGUGCUGCACCGACUGGAGGAGAAGGAGGAGUAGUACCCACAAAAGGAAGCACUGGACCUACAGCUGGAGGAGGAGCUGCCACAACACCAGCAGGUGGUGGUGGUGGAGGUAAACGGGUAUUCUUUUUUUAACCUCUGCUUAUUUUUCUCCAAUAUUGAGGGCCCUCGGUAAUGUAUCGUUCUAGUUCAUUUCCGGCUUCAAACAUUAAAACGAAAACACCUAAACCCUAAAAUGGAGAAGUGUAUUUGUACUAAAUUUUACCAAACCUUUUUAUCCAAUAUUCAUAAACAUCCUUCCUGAGGCAGUAAAGCCUCAGUAAACAUGAAAGAUUCGGAGCUUCUACGUUUCCAAAGUGUCUCUUCAGCUUUCAGAGAGGUACCGAGAGGCAUGGGGAGAUAUGAAAGUAUAACAAUAAAAAUGAAUAUGAAGAUUACCAGAAAAACAAACGAAUAAAUAAUAAGUGAAUGCAAACUACGGAGAAUCCCUUUCUAUUCCGUAAUUUCUGCCCAAAGGUACAACUCAGGGCGUUACUUUCUGAUGCUUUUAAGGAUUAGACGAAGAACAAGCAUUGAGCAAACAUAACGAAUAUCGAAGAAGGCACGGUGUUCCAGAAAUGAAGCUUAAUGCUGAGAUGAGCCAGCAAGCAGCAGCAUAUGCCCAAAAAAUUGCGCAGAUGGGUGCACUGAACCACGCCUCACGAGCAGAACGAAACAAUGACGGGGAAAAUCUAUCCAUGGGUUGCGAUAGUAAUGGUCAAACAACAGCUGAAGCUACUACGAAUUGGUAAAAAAAAAAAAAACAAGCAUUUUCCAAUAUGUAAGCCAGUAUGUUGAUUUUUCGGUUAAUUCCUUUGCAAAUUUCAGCAAUCAGUGGGUUUGUUAUCCGGUUGUACGGCCAGACUGGUCAGAAGACUCUUUGAAAGAAAUCGCCAGUUGGUUUAAAGGGUAGUGAAUCAGUCGUUCAGUAAGUCAGCUAGCUCUGAGACAGUAUGAUGGUCUAUCGGUCAGUCAGUGUAUCAGUUUGUCAAAAAGUCAGUCAAUCAGAUUAUAUUAGUAUUCAUGAUCAAUGGAUUGAUCAGUUGACGAGAUCAUGGGAAAAAAAUCAUUUUUCAUACGUGCAGUAUUUUUUCUUGAGUAGUCUUCCGUACCAGUAGAAAUGCUAUAAAGGGUGUACAAGAAAAUUAGACUUUUCACACACCGGCGCUGAUCAAUAUUCCUUUUCUUUUUCUUAUCUAUGUUUUUAUGCAAAGGUACAACGAAGUCUGUAAAUAUGGUUACGCAUUUGGCCAACCAAGUGGUACGGGAGGAACGGGCCACUUUACCCAAGUUAUUUGGAAGGAAAGCGUCGAGCUCGGAAUUGGAAAAGCAGACAUAGAUAAGAAUGGAAUGAAAUGUUCUUACAUUGUAGGUCGCUAUAGACCCGCUGGAAACAUGGUGGGAGAUUACGCUGAAAACGUACCUAAAGGCUCCUUUGAUAAGGCCAAGGACUGUACAGCGGAGAAAAGGUCGAUUCUGCAUUACUUGGCGCCACGCUCAAAGAUACACCAAAAGAAGCGGGCAAGAAAAUCCCACAAACACGAACACUGAUAAUGUGAGUGCAGAGGAGACAAUGCAGAUAAAGAAAUGCCGGGUGCAAGAAUCUUAGCCUUCUUGUUGAACAUAAGAAAUAAAAUAAAUUUAGAGAAUCGUAUACCUAGAGCUGGGGAUUGGGGAGCGGUACUUGCCCAUGAACUCGGCUCCUUUUUUUCAAAUUUUUCCAUCUCCGUUGGUAAACAGGAUGGCAGCGAAUACGACCCGUUAAGCGGCUUCCAACAAAUUUUUAAAAGUUAUUUGCAAGGAAGCCCGAAAUUCCUCUUAAUCAAAGAAAAAUGACUCCACAGUUAAAAGAUCCAACCCCACAAGCUUAUAGUUUGUACUUUCCGCAUCAACAUUUUCUGUGGUUAUCAUUAGGUUUGCACCACGACCAACCGUCAACCCUUCGCCGAAGCAAUGAUGUAGGGCUAACGCUCGAAACUUCAGCUUUUAAACUCUUUACGAUGGCCAACUUACCCCUUUCAUCCAUUUGCUCUUUAUUUGAGUUUACUAAAUUUGAUCACUUCAGGGGUAGUCACGAAUCAGUCUUAAACAUGUCACAGACAAAAACCUUUUCACCUCUCAAUGACUUCCGAAAGAAAUCCCCCAGAUACUGUCACUGAUAUCAGUUGGUCCUUUUCAGGGCAACCUCUCACCCGAUACUCAUAAGAACAGGGUGGUCCGUGGCAGCCCAUGCUUCCCCACCUUUUUGGAUGACAUCAAAGACGACAAACGCGCAGGUCUCAUUGUGCUUACUAUUUACGACAAUGAUGAAAAAAAAAAACCUAGCUUUUAGGUAACCUCAAAGUGAGAAGGUAUAUCUUCGGAAGAGAGUCCAAAAUGUGAAAAAUGGCGGAAAAAAAGAACGAAAGAGGCGAGUUUAAUCUCGAAAAUUCUCCGGGGGAAGAUGCCACCAGAGUCACCGACGGCUCAUUAAAAUACAAUACGAACAAUCCGGCCUAAAGGCCCCUCGCUUCAAAUUCGCUCUCACAGGCCGGCACCUAAACGAUCGCACUCUAAAGCAAAAACCAUCUAUUGCAUAAAUUGUGGCGUUUUUAAUAUUGAACUCCUUUGUUAUGUUGUGCGAGUUUGUCGCUUUCCUAUCCAAACAAGUCAGGGUCAACCAGUCAAAUAACAGCAAGAGUCAUCUAGAAUGCUCUGUUUGGACAACCUGUAACCAAAACACUUUACCGUAAGCACAAGCUUGACUUUUCCCACGAGUGUGGCAAAGAAGAAAUUUUCAUUGAUUUUGGUCUGCCUUGUAGAAAAGACGGACUUCAUAAAAGAAGUUGAUGACGAGAAAAAUUUCUACUGAUUGAACUGGUCGACAUUUGACUUACGGUGGUAUUUCUUUGAUAGCAACGUAACUGCAGGUACGACAUAAUUCGACCUUACUGAAAUGAAUGAGGAGUUGUGAUAAACAUUUGUUCAACAACUCUGGCAUUGAGGGGUCGAUGAAGUUUUAUCGAAGUAGUUGACUUUGUAAAUUACACGAUGUUUUCUUUCCUUAAUAGAAAACCAGGAAGUUAUGUCACUUGAGGGGGUCCCCUGAUUAUUUCGUGUAAGGCAAACAAAAAUUAUGUUUAAUUUGUUAUCAGACAAGUCUAUCUGUCAAAGGCCACACUAGGGUACUGAAGUCAUUUAUACGUUGUUUAAAACGUAUUAGAUGAUUCUGUUAAGCAAAGUCAUUUUUCCUGUAGAUUCCAUCACCGCCUCUAUAAACAGCCAUGAUAAGAUGAAAACAUUGGUUAGAAAUAGUGGUAUUUGCUAUACUUUAUAGGUUUAUUUAUAAGUGGGGCGAUGUAAGACUCUAUUCAUGCAACAGUUCUGAUAAAUUGUCCUGCAGUUUUAUUUUAAGCCCAAACUGUUGAGAGAAAAGUAAGUAAAAGCGAUACCCGCUUAACUGCGCAGGGUGGCAGUUUUUCCCGCCAACAGGUGGCCGAAGCAAGGUCAUGCCUACAACAAUAUCGAGAUGAUAAACUCAAAAUGGCGUCCGUCCAUGAUUCAUGAUUACAUUGUUCCAGCAAACGUUGAAAUACCCAAGACGGAAAUGUAAGUUUGACAAGAGACCUUAUCCUUUCUAACUUUUCCAGGAAUACAAAGCAAAUAUAAUACCAUUCUCUGAGAAGUUCGGGAAUUUAAACUUCCGGGUAUUCCUCACGGUAGCAUGGGAGGAAUAUUAUGGACCAUUUCAUUGCUUGCUGUCUUCACUUUCGCCAACGGACAAAACUAUGGAGCCUAUGGAGGUGAGAUGACCUUUUUUUCCCAGUAAGAAAUCCCAUAUUCAGCUUUAAUCAUCAAAGCUAAGGGCAAGUGUAGACAACUUAACCACGCGAGGUUAUUGAACCGUUACGAAAAGGGAACUGUCAAAUUUGUGUCAAGAACUGAAUUCAUGACAAAGUUGAAGCUGUUGUAUGGUUAUAGCAUUACAUUUAGACUUAAAAUGUAUUGAUGUUGAUACGUUGAUCGUGAAAUUUUUUUUCCCCGACAGAAGCUAAAGUUCUCUGAGUUGCAUAAAUUAUUAAAGACACGUACUUAGCGGAGGCGUAAACUUUUAAAGUUGAUCCUUCGACAGGUCUGUAUUAUGGCGAAAUGGACAAAAAUUUCUGCAGGCUUCGUUAACCACAGACAUAAAUCACUUGCACGCACCAUUUUAUUAUUUAAAGUAAAACCGAUAGCGUUAUAUACUCAGAACUGCCCGUACAGCCUUCGGCAGCUUAAUUAGAUUAGCCAAUUCCAGUCCUAUUUUCCUUUUUUUCUCUCCAGGAUAUCAGUAUACACCACAAUAUCCACCUUAUUACAAAAUGGCGCCCGUCUACAGCUGGUACCAACGGGAUUCAAAACCAACACCUGCUGUGGAAAUGGAACCGAAAUCUCAAGGUAAGAUAACUCUUUCCUCGAGAGUUUUUGGUUUGAGACUCCCAUUCAGUUCACGACCUUAGGUGGACAAAGUCAAAAAAGGAUCGUAACGCUUGUCUGUCUAAAACAAAACCCAAGCAAAAUAGCCCUUCCUUUUUUUCUGUCCUCUUCUGUCCUGUUCGUGUUUUAAUGAGUUUUCGCUAAUACCUACACCGACACCCCUCCCCCAAGAAGAAAACCUAAAAAAUGAUUUUUUUGUCAAUAUUUCUGAAAGCCUUCCAGGUUUCCUUGCCUUCGAUAUAUAUUUUUGCUCUGAUUAUCAAAACGACAAUUGCCGUUGCAGAAAUCAAUGUUUUCCUGAUGUCCCUUGUAAACUCUCUGACGAUUUUCUUUUAUCAUAAAAUACCUUAUAUCUUCUAGAUAUUACUCCGUUCGAAGUGCAAGGACUGUUGUAUCACAAUCUUCAUCGCAAAGUGCAUGAAACUCCAGAUCUUCGACUUGACCACGAGUUAAGCCUUCAGGCUGCAAGAUAUGCCCAGCAAAUUGCCCAAAGGUUAAGCGUAAAACAUUCUCCAAUUUCAAGCCGACCGGGGCAGGCAGAAAACAUCUUCUUACGCUGCAAAGCAUUCAGUACAGGAGUGUCUGCGUUUGAAGCAGUCCGAGAAUGGUAAGAAUUACUUAAGUGAUUAUGCGCAGAGGAAAUUUUUUUUCAUCGCUAGUGACACAAGUUACUAUUUCGCUCUUUUUCACCCCUUUUUUCAGAUCUCCUACCAAGGUAAAGUAGGGUUAUUAGGAACAUUUGCGUUCUUACUUCUUAUGAUACCAUACAGAGUCGUUUUAGUUGUUGUGUUUGCAUAAGGAGAAAACUUUCAAUUUCCUAAGGAGCUACCAUGGUAAAAAUCCUUAUGUACCGCACGGCCGUGCAUCCAUAUGAUGACGUGCGCAGUUUCACUUCGGCUUUAAGUCCAAUCGAGUUUAGCAGCGAGGUUUCCAAAAUUUCAAGACUGUUUUUCCGUUCCUGAAUAAUACAAGUUUCAAAAAAACGAAAGGGAUGUGGCUCUUUCACGCGACGAAAUUAGUUUGGAGUUGAUGAUACUUCAUUGAAAAUACUCAAGAAGCUAGAGGUGGUCUUGGCUGCGCCUUGAGCAACUCUUACACGUCUAUCGUGCUCUCCAAACUUCCCACGAACAUCCAUCACUCGAUGCACGCACGCUAAGCAUGGACCAGUUCUCUCAUUUUCUCCGACGUUUUCACAUAAAACCAUACACAUCUAUACACCUCAAAGAAGCAGAUCACCGAAAUAUAAUCGUCUAAUCGUUUAUCCACUAGGUAUUCUACUGUUUGCCACUGGGAUUUUGAUAAACCAAUCCCUGUAAACGAGAAAGGAAAGCCAUUCGGCAAGAUCGUAUGGCGAACAAAUCAGCAACUUGGAAUUGGACGGGCAAAUUUUCCUGUCGACAAAUUCAACUGUACUGCUGUAGUGGCGCGAUACAGACCUUAUCUCAAUCAGCAAAAUUACAUUGAAAAUGUUCCAAAGGGGAAAUUUGUUCCAACUGGCUGUCGCUAUAUAAAUGCGGUGGACAAUGACCAAUUUAUUGUGAAUCCUGAACCUGGAGAUGGUUGCCAAAAGAUUUCUGGAUUCAAAGGACAAAUGCUACAUGAAAGCUCCUCCUGCACAAUAAAAAAGUUAUUCGCAAUUUUUGGAGCUUCAGUGAGAAGAGGGAAACAAGGAUUUAGUGUUGUUUUAUAAGAGCAAGGAAUUUUUUUUAGGUUU
Messenger RNA from Pocillopora meandrina, 8023 nucleotides. NCBI's taxonomy places the organism in Eukaryota, Metazoa, Cnidaria, Anthozoa, Scleractinia, Pocilloporidae. The record is from the annotation of a GenBank genome assembly.